GAACUGAAUUCUGUGGCUUCUGAACUGGCUGCACGUCAGGAAGAGAGCGAACAUUCUCAUAAGCAUUUAAUUGAACUCAGCCAAGAAUUUAAAAGAAAUGUACCUGAGGAGGUUCGCGAUAUGGUGGCUCCUGUCUUAAAAAGUUUCCAGGCAGAGGUGGUUGCUCUCAGCAAAAGGACCAAGGAAGCCGAGGCAGCGUUCCUGAGUGUUUACAAGCAAUUAAUCAAAGUACCAGAUCCUGUACCCGCCCUUGAAACAGUGAGGAACCUCGAAGGGCGGCACCAGCCACUGCAUUGCCUUGGCCCUGAGAAUCCCCCGCUGAAGGAGUUGAACGGGCCCUGGAAGAAGGAGCUGCUGUUCCCUAAAGAGCAAACAGAAGGAACCCUUCCGGCUGGACUCGCAGCUUCAGAGGCCAAGCUCGCUGGCCUCAACAGCACAGCGUUGCUGACCGACUCAUUGCUGCAGAGAAAUGAGGUUGAGAAGCAAAAGGGCCUUCAAGAAGCCCAGUUCACUUUGGCCAGUCGGCUGGGGGAAGCAGAAGAGAAGAUCAAAGUCCUCCAUUCAGCACUAAAGGCUACCCAGACGGAGCUGGUUGACCUGAGGUGUAAAUAUGAUGAAGAAGCAGCUUCCAAGACAGAUGAAGUGGCCAUGAUAAUGACAAAUCUUGAGAAGGCCAACCAGAGAGCCGAGGCUGCCCAGAGGGAGGUGGAGAGCCUGCGGGAACAGCUUGCCUCUGUAAACAGCUCCCUUCGCUUGGCUUGCUGUUCUCCCCAAGGACCUAGUGGGGAUAAAGUGAAUUACUCUUUGUGUCCGGGGCCACGGCUAGAGGCAGUGCUUGCUGCCAAGGAUCGGGAAAUCCUUCGACUUCUCAAGGAAAUUCAACAUUUGCAAAACUCCAUGCAAGAAAUGGAAGAUACUUCAGCCAAUCAAAUUGCAGACCUAGAACGGCAGUUGGCAGCCAAAAGCGAGGCCAUUGAAAAGUUGGAAGAAAAACUUCGUGCCCAAUCAGAUUACGAGGAGAUCAAGACAGAAUUGAGCAUUUUGAAAGCCAUGAAGCUGGCCUCCUCUGAUUGCAACCUGUCCCAGAGUAUCUCAAAACCCGCCGAUGCGCUGUUUCUGGGGAAGGAUUCCUUCUACCCAUCUCGGAAGUAUCUCUUGGAAAAACCAACCCUCACCACCAGUACUGAGGAGGACCCCUCGGAGGACGAGUCGGUGAAGGACUCCAUGGGCCCGGAGCAGUCCUACCCUUCUCCCCAGCAGCUCCCACACCCGCCCAGGGAAGACUCCACCUCCCCUCCCCUCCUCCAGCCCCUGUUGGGCCCCACUGUGGCUCAGGAGGUACUGGGACCUUUUCUUUUGCCUCUUCGGGGCCAGGGUGCUGGCGCCCAGCGAGCCUUAGACUCCCUUCUCCCCCCACAGAUGGCCCCCCCGGUGUACAAGAGCGAGAGCAACAGCCUGGGGAGCUUCCCCUCGGCCUUCUACGCUGCCAAGGGGCUGGUGUUACCCGGGAACCCCGGCCCGGCCAACGAUGGAAGCCCCCCGAGCGACCAGUCAGAAGGCAGCAAUUCCGGCUCUGUCGAUGAAGAGCAGUUGGAUACGGCUGAGAUUGCUUUCCAGGUGAAGGAGCAGCUGCUGAAGCACAACAUCGGUCAGCGCGUCUUCGGACAUUACGUCCUGGGCCUCUCUCAGGGCUCGGUCAGUGAGAUCCUGGCCAGGCCAAAGCCUUGGCGCAAGCUGACAGUCAAAGGGAAGGAGCCUUUCAUCAAGAUGAAGCAGUUCCUCUCUGACGAGCAGAACGUGCUAGCUCUGAGAACGAUUCAGGUGCGCCAGAGAGGAAGCAUUACACCAAGGAUUAGGACCCCGGAAACUGGUUCAGACGAUGCCAUCAAGAGUAUCUUAGAGCAGGCCAAGAAAGAAAUUGAGUCGCAGAAAGGAGGGGAGGCAAAGAGCACCAUGGCAGCCCAGACGGCCCCCAACGGCAUCAGCAGCAGCAGCAGCUCGGAAGACGCCAUCAAGAACAUCCUGGAGCAGGCCCGCCGUGAGAUGCAGGCUCAGCAGCAGGCCCUGCUUGAGAUAGAAUCCGGCGGCAGCGGCCAGCCCGUCCCCACCCGCCCUGCAGCGCCCUCCCCCCUGUCAGCCGUCAGCCAGCACAUUGUCCGUGCUUACAUCAAGCAGGAAGAAGGGGGCGGGGCGGGCCCCAACACCAGCAGCAGCGUGACCCAGGCGCCCCUGACGGUGCUGUCCCCCGCUGCCUUUGUGCAAAGCAUCAUCCGCAAGGUUAAAUCUGAGAUUGGGGACGCUGGCUCCUAUUUUGACCAGCACUGGGCGUCUGAGAGGAACCUGCUGAACCGCCCUUUCACCUCGGUGUCACCCUCCCUCUCUUCCUCGUCCAGCUACUCCAGCAUGGCCAAUGGACGAGCGUGGCCACGGGGUGAACCUGGUGACUCUGGUCCAAAUGAGGAAGACCUGCCAACCUCAGAGGAUGAACCCCAUAGGGUGCUGGAAGUAAAAUCAGAAGUGGUUGGUUCAGAAGCCCAAGGAACUGGGCGCUUGUCUUACUACCCAUCUUAUGUGCCAAGGACUCUCAAGCCCACCGUCCCCCCCUUGACACCAGAGCAGUAUGAGAUGUACAUGUACAAGGAAGUGGACACCUUGGAACUCACACGGCAAGUCAAGGAGAAGUUGGCCAAGAAUGGAAUCUGCCAACGCAUCUUUGGGGAGAAGGUGCUGGGCUUGUCGCAAGGCAGCGUGAGCGACAUGCUGUCCCGGCCCAAACCGUGGAGCAAGCUCACCCAGAAGGGGCGGGAGCCGUUUAUCCGCAUGCAGCUGUGGCUCACGGAUCAGCUGGGCCAAGGGAUCAGCCAGCAGGCUGCCCUGCCUCAGGCUAGCCCUGGAGAGUCUCAGUCUUCUCCUUCCCCUCCAGCCAGCCCUUCUGAGCAAGAGAAAAGUCCUCCAGAGCCCCUAAGUCUUGCCCUGGAAAGCAGCAAAGAAAACCAGCAGCCGGAAAGCAAACCUGGCUCCUUGCUCAGUGGCAAAAUGUGCCCAAACAACCACACCUCGGUUGGCAUUCAGGAGAUUGUGGCCAUGUCACCCGAGUUGGACACCUAUUGCAUCACUAAGAAGGUCAAGGAGGUCUUAACUGAUAACAAUCUUGGUCAGCGGCUUUUCGGAGAGAGUAUCCUUGGCCUGACGCAGGGAUCGGUUUCGGAUCUCCUUUCAAGGCCCAAGCCUUGGCAUAAACUGAGUCUUAAAGGAAGGGAACCGUUUGUCCGCAUGCAGCUCUGGCUGAAUGACCCUCACAAUGUUGACAAGCUCCGGGACAUGAAAAAAUUGGAGAAGAAAGCGUAUUUGAAACGUCGUUAUGGCCUGAUCAGUGCUGGCUCGGACAGCGAGUCUCCCAACCCUCGCUCCGAGUGCCCCAGCCCCAGCCUUCAGCUGCAAGACCUCAGUCUCCUGCAGAUCAAGAAGCCAAGGGUGGUCUUAGCUCCAGAGGAAAAGGAGACCCUGAAGAGGGCCUAUCAGCUGGAGCCUUACCCCUCCCAGCAGACGAUCGAGCUGCUCUCCUUCCAGCUGAACCUCAAAACCAACACGGUGAUUAACUGGUUCCACAAUUACAGAUCUCGGAUGCGCCGAGAGAUGCUGGUGGAAGGAGCGCAGGACGACACAGAUCCGGAGCAGAGCGUGACACCCGCUGGCAAUUUGCUCAAGGCUGCCCAGCCCCAGAGCCCUGACUCGGAAGGGGAGGACCAGAAGCCCACGUUCAGAGAUGCUGAGUGCCAAGGAGAAUGUAAAGCGCUGGUUCAGAUUAAGGAGGAGUUGCUGGAAGCAGGCGAGAAGGACGAUGGUGCAAGCAGCAGAGACUCUAGUAGUCCGGAAGGGGAGGUAGAGCCCGUAUCCAGAUCCAGUCCCAGAGAAGAGCCGGGGGAGCCCGGCUGUGCGAGCCCACACGAAGCUCCCAGCCUCACGUGGGGCAGCACCCUGCGUAGCAAGACACACCUACCUGGGGCCCAUGAUUAUUCUGGUUUUCAUAGCCCCAUGGAGACAGACAGCCAUGAGAGGUCUCACUUGGACCACAUUAGCUUUAAAUCCGCCUCUGAGUCCUCCCGCUGCAGCUUGGAAGUUUCUCUAACUUCUCCGUCCGCUGCCUCCUCGCCAGGCCUCAUGGUGUCUGUCUCACCUGUCCCAUCCUCCUCAGCCCCCAUCUCCCCCUUGCCGGCGAGCAUCACGGCCACCAAAGGGCAGAGUUCGAGUCCGGCCGCAGAUGCGGGCGCUGCGCCCCCCAGCGUGAAACUGACUACGAACAUCCAGCGGCGGAAUGAGAAAAUGGCUAACCUCAACAGUAUUAUUCAUCGGCUAGAGAGAGCCGCUAACCGCGAAGAGACUCUGGAGUGGGAGUUUUGAAAGGCCAAAUGAAAAAAAAAAUCAAAACCGAAUACCCAAAUUAUGUUGUCCGGGUUCUAAACUCCGUGGAACACGUUGAAGAAGCAGGGAGUCCUAGCAGAGUGUAUAGAAAAAAUAGAUCUAUAUAUAUAUGAACACACAUACACACAUAUUUUAUUAAUUUCAUCAAGUCCUAAGGAAGAGACAAAAAAUCAGCUCUGUUUUGUCGAACAUGAGGGAUUGCUACCUGUUGUAGCUGCUCUUUCUUAGCUCCUGAAGGUAACAUAAAACUGACGUUUGGGGGUUUUAAAUGUGAAAACAGACACACAGGAACAAACUGAGAACACUUUUAGAAGGAAAAAAAAUAUUAAAAUAAUAUUUAUAGACCUCUUUUAGAUAUUUUAAUAAAAGGAAACUUUGGAAUUUAUUAACAGCUCAAGCUGCUUUGAUAUUAAAAGAUAGCUAUAAACUGUAUCAGUUGUAUCAUUAAAUGCCCACUGAAAGUCUUGUAGUUUGCCACUGGAUGAGAUUAAAGAAAAAAAAUUAAAUUUUAAACAAUAUAACCUUGGCUCAUUGAUCAAAGCCAUCAAGAAGCACUAUGAGACUGACCAAAAUGUUACUAAACUUGAUCACCAGAGGGGUGUCUUUCCUCUCUGAAUUUGUCUGUAAGACAUCAUGACAGCCCGUCAAGAACCUUGUCUUAUAGUCCACGAAGACUCUAAAUUUGGAAUCUGUGGUGCCAUCUUGAGUCUGUUCUUUAGUUUGGGUAAUCCCCUUUAUUUUCUCUCUCUCUUUUUUUUGGCAACACAGAAAAAAAAGAAGUGUGUUGCAUGCUGUUGUGUAUGGUAUAGAAAUACGUUUGCAAGAGCCUUUCUGAACAAGGUGUACCCUGAUUCCAGAGCUGACUUUCUGACCUUUACAAAGAGGGCAUCUGAAAACACGGGCCAAGGAGGAGCCUUUUCUUUCCCACUUAAAAGAGAAAAAAGCAUCUUUUGUUUCAAAAAGAUGCCUUUGGUCAUUUGAACAGUCUGUUACAAGUCUGGUUUCUGAUGGGACAGACUUUUAACGAGAACCAGGACACCCUUUUUUAUGCAUGAAAAUGCUCCCUGUGUGCUUAGCUCAACAUUUCAGGUUCGGAGGAAAGCAGAGCUUUUGAAACGUUUGCCACGCUGAGCCCUACAAAAUAAGAAUGUAAAACGUUGGCUUGUGCCCUGUCCCUUUCCCCCACAAAAUGAUCGUCCCCAUGGUUUACAGACGGGGAGCAGAGUUGCCCUCCUUACUAAUUUUGAGAGAGGCAGCAGCAUUGUGUGCGCAAGUGUGCAAGGAGAUCUGUGCGUAUUAAGAUAACCAAUUUUUUUUUUUUUUAAACGGACGGUGGUUUACUUAGCUAUGCCCAGGAUCUUUCUCCAAGAUUCUGCAAGGGAAAGGUUCUCUAUUUGACACGAGAUUUGCCUUUCUAGAAAUGAACACUCUUUCUGAAAAAAAAUCACCACCACCAAGUUCCCAAUCUUCAUUGUCAUGGCGGGAGGGGGGAAUUAAUGUAGUCUCUGCUUGGGAUGUCUCGAGGUGGAUGUAGGGAUCUAGGCAUGGUUCUCUGGGGUAACGUUUUGGUGCUUCAAAACUGAAUCUGAAAUUUCCCAUAACUAUGAUUUCCAAAGCUUUUCUCUCUGGUUUCUCACUCCUUUGACUUUGAUGUACUUACCUAGACCUUUUUCUCUGAUGAACGGGCCUUUCUUCUGAGAUCUUUAUGCAAAUUUGCACACCUUAUUUUGUAUGUUAACUCUGCAUUUAUGCAUAGUGUACUCAAACAAUACGUUUUUGCAAACAGGUGCCAUCCUUCCUGAUUGUCACAUUUGUUUUCAUUUGUUUGAUGCAGAACCGGCCAGAGAGGCCGGGAGAAGGCAAAAAAUACACACGGGCCAGUUUGGUGCCGACUGCAAAUAUUCCUUCUUCGGGAGCUAAAUGUAGAAACCCCGGUCCACAUAGCCAUCCUAACCUUCAUUUGGAACCGUCCAUUAUUGUAUUUAUAAUAGAGAACUCAGAAUUACAGCCAACCCAAGGCAGCUGACGAAAAAGAACAUUUCUGCAUGCUCAGAAGAUUCCAGAGGUAUGCAGAAAUCUAAAACCUCUUUUUAAAAUCCAAAAGCGGGCACUUCCUGCUCCCCCAACACCUUAAUUUGGACUCAGCACACUCCUAUUGAGAUUUAAUCGGUGGGGAGUAAAAGCGACAGGAGGGGAAUGCAUUGGCCUGCUCACGUCCUAGGCAAUAACCUGGCUGCAAUUCCUGAACAGGAUAAUUCCUCUUACGGUUGUUGGCGUAAUGCACUUUGGCAUUACUGAAUCCAUUUAUAAAACUGAUACCACCAAAGUAAUUAAAAGCCAGGCUCACCUCCAAUCCUUCUCUAAAGGCCUUGCCUGGAUCCGUCCUCCUUGCCAGAGACAUCUGAAGGAUCCUGAUAGCCAGGUUUGUGUCAGGGGCUUGGUCCCUGAAUUAUUUGAGGAACUCCCCUUGACUUCAGCUCAAAACUUAGAUUAGGAGCUGAUGGGACUCUCUCAAGAUGGCCAGGGUGUCUUCCUUAGUGUCCAGACGUUGCUGUCAUAACAUGAAGGGAGGAGACCCAAAAGGUGGACCUCCCUCUGCUCCAGCUUUUAAUUGAGCUUUCCACCCAUCCAUUAAUCUAUUCCUCUCCAUGUAAUAAAACCUUUUUGAAGCCACAGGUAAAGAGAAGCCGGUCACCUCCCCCAAAGUAUGUUUUUUCCCCUCCCCAUUCCAUGAUGUGCAUUUUUAUCAGAACAGAAAGUAUUUUUAUAUAUUUCAUGUUCCCUCUUUUACACAGUUCAGUCUAUUUGUGCACCGAAAGGACCUGGAAAGGCCAUCUACCUAGCAACCUUCUGAACAAAUACAACUUCUGUCUACCCAAACAGAAUGUGGGGUUGGGUCCAUGAAUUUUUCUUCACCAUAGGCUCAAGAUCAGUGUUAGUGGAAGGGGAUUUUUUUUUUUUUACACUAAGCGCUUAGGUGUUGGUUUUCCACCCUUGAGAGGGACCUGUUGUAUUCAAAGCUGGCGAGAUGCGUCAGCCACCUUUUCUAGGCUCACGUACUGUACUUUGAAACAAUUUCUACAAGAUUGACUGAAGUUUGUUAAAUACU
Python bivittatus (Burmese python) is the source of this 7531-nucleotide messenger RNA. The record is from RefSeq and is a predicted model, not a curated record. NCBI's taxonomy places the organism in Eukaryota, Metazoa, Chordata, Lepidosauria, Squamata, Pythonidae.